Neolamprologus brichardi is the source of this 2512-nucleotide messenger RNA. The record is from RefSeq and is a predicted model, not a curated record. Lineage: Eukaryota; Metazoa; Chordata; Actinopteri; Cichliformes; Cichlidae.
GUCGUCCGCCGGGUUGAGCGACUGAAGCUGCCUGGGAGAGAAACAGCGAGGAGGGGAGAGGAAACGGAGCGAUAUGGCGAGCAUCAACAUGGGGCCGAGACCGCUGCUGCUGCUGGAGCUGGCGUGGGCUCUCCUGGCUCUCCAAGCGGUUUACGUCCGAUGUCUUAACGGCGAUGAGGACCAGAGCCAGGACACCGAGUGCAAGAUGAAGAGCGUCACCGUGUCGGCGCUGCCGUUUUUAAGAGAAAACGACCUGAGCAUCAUGCACAGUCCCUCGGCCUCUGAGCCCAAGCUUCUGUUCUCUGUUAGAAACGAUUUUCCCGGGGACGUGGUGGUGGUGGACGACCUGGAAAACACUGAGCUCCCCUUUUUCGUCUUAGAGAUCUCUGGGAACUCGGAGGACAUCCCUCUAGUGCGCUGGAGGCAGCAGUGGCUGGAGAAUGGCACUCUGCUCUUCCACAUCCAUCACCAAGACGGCAGCCUGAGCCUCCCAGAACCGACUGAGGAUCCAGCCAACGUCUCUACGAAAGAGGAGCUCCGCAUCCUGCACAUCUCUGUGAUGAGAAAGCAUUUUUCACAAUUGGUGGACUUUGGAGUUGAGCACCACUCCCAUGAGAAUUACUUCAUGAAGUGGAGCAGUUGUGAUGAAGUGAGUGACAACACCAAGUUGGCGCUAAUGAACAAAUACAAGGACAACAUCAUUGCCACGAGUCCCAUCGAUAGCAACCACCAGCAGAACACCCUGCUUCCCCACAAUACCUCCACCAGCCAACGCAAACGUCUCUCCAGCAACACCCGCGCGGGUUCAACAUUCUUGAACCCAGACGGGGACUCUGGGACGGAGGCAGACAGCGAGCCUCAGCUGGCCUUUUACACCGACCCAAACCGCAGUCGCCGCCGGAGUCGAGGUAUGAGAAAUGGUAAUGCCAACAGCGCGUGGGGCUCAGGGGCAGGUUCCCCCCGGAGCCCCAUCAAUAAGACCACCCUGACUCUGAUCAGUGUCAUCAGCUGCGUGAUUGGCCUGGUUUACUCCUCUCACCUCUCCUGCAGCCUCUCAGUCCGGGUAAUCUUACAUGUUCCGGAGCACCUCAUCGCUGAUGGGUCAAGGUUCAUUUUGCUCCAGGGGAGCCAGUUGGACGCUUCAGACUGGCUCAACCCGGCCCAGAUUUUGUUGUACUAUCAGCAGAAUGCCAGCGGGCCGUGGGUGAACGAGCUGUGUGGACGACGCCUCCUGGAUCCCUGCGAGCAUCAGUGUGACCCUGAGACAGGAGAAUGCCUUUGCUUAGACGGCUACAUGAAGGACCCGGUCCACAAGCACCUCUGCAUCCGCAGUGAGUGGGGGCCCAAUCAGGGUCCCUGGCCUUACACCAUCUUCCAGCGCGGUUUUGAUCUUGUGAUGGGAGAACAACCCUCUGAUCGCAUUUUCAGAUUCACGUACACCCUAGGAGAAGGGAUGUGGCUGCCAUUAAGUAAAAGCUUUGUCAUCCCCCCCGCUGAGCUCGCCAUCAACCCAUCAGCCAAAUGCAAGACAGACAUGACAGUCAUGGAGGAUGCGGUAGAUGUAAGAGAGGAGUUGAUGAUCAGCUCAUCGUUUGACUCUUUGGAGGUUCUCCUGGACUCCUUCGGACCUGUCAGAGACUGCACCAAAGACAACGGUGGCUGCAGUCGCAAUUUCCGCUGUAUAGCAGACCGCAAGCUUGAUUCCACUGGAUGUGUGUGCCCCCCAGGACUAAGUCCUAUGAAGGAUGGCACCGGGUGCUAUGACCACCACAUCGGCAUCGACUGCUCCGACGGUUUCAACGGAGGAUGUGAGCAGCUGUGUCUCCAGCAGUUGGCCCCUCUAGAGGAUGACCCGACGCUCUACAACAUCCAGAUGUUCUGUGGGUGCAUCGAAGACUACAAACGCGGUCCAGACGGGAGGUCGUGCCUGCCGCUGUCUGAGGCUUGCACUGAGGGAAUAGACUGUGGAGAAGUGCUUGAUAUCCCCGCCAACCAGACGGUGUUUGGAGACCUUUUCUACGGAUACAACAACCACACCAAAGAGAGCACCUCUGGACAGAUCCUCAAGGCCACAUUCAGGCAGAAGAACUUUGCCCGAGGCAUCGAACAGCAGCUCCCAGAUGGCAUGGUGGUGGCAUCGGUGCCAACAGAGGCUCAAUGCCACGAGGAGCUGUCAGACCCUGUGCCCGACCCAGAAUACCUCACAGGUAUGGUGAACUACAGCGAGGUGUCUGGUUAUCCGCUCGUUCAGCACUGGAAUCUUCGCUCUGUGCUCUAUCACGUCAAACUCAAUCAAUGGGUCCUCUCUCAAGCCUUCAGCUCCGCAAUUCAUUCUCUGGAUGGAGCCACACAGCGGAGCGACUUUGUCUCCAUCCUCAGGGAGUUUGGGAACCACUACGUGCAGGAGGCAGUGUAUGGCUUCCAGGAGUCCUGUACCAUCUGGUACCCCAACAAGCAGGUACAGAGGCAGCUGUGGUUGGAGUACCAGGACAUAAGCAAAGCUGCACAUUAA